UUUGGAGGUGUGUCCUCUUCAGGAGAAAUGCUCUGAGUAGCUGCAUGGAAUGGCUGGACGAUUUGUUUCUAUGGGCUGUGCAGAGAGAGAUGCGUGGUCGCCUGCAGAGCCAAGAUUCCAGAUCAGCGCAAUGAGUAAACCCACCCCCACCAACUUUUACCGUGAGAUUAGGAGGGUGGUGAAGGAAGAGGGCAAGGAGUCUGCACUUGGCAUGAGCUGCCCAUGAAGGUUAAAAACAGCACGAGACAGGCGUGCUCGUUCCAGCCUUCCACGCUUGAAAAGGACGAGAGGGCCUUCAGCCAGGGUAGGAUGGGAAGGGUUUGUUUCUGAUUUCAAGCAAUAGCUUUGGCCAGCUCUUGAGGUGAAGAUGGAGGGAAGUAAGAAUGUGAGAACAGAUGUUUCAGAAGAACUUCCCCAUGAAAGCAUGAGGACUUCACAGAUCUGUGAGGACUCCCGGUGGGUUGAGAAGAGAUGGCAAGGAGGAAGAAUCCGGCUCCUUUGCGCCCUGCUGCUCGGCACCAUCCUUGGGCUUGUGCUGCUCAUUGUCUUCAUCACCAUUCCAUAUCGCCUUGAAACCUGCAAUACUGCAACAUGCCUUCUGCUUCUGGAGAGGUUGUUGAAGGCCCACAAUGGCACUGUAGAUCCUUGUGAGGAUUUCUUCAGUUACACUUGUGGCAACUGGGAAGCAAACCACACCUGGGGAAGGAACAUGCAACUGGUGAAUGUCUUUGAUGUACUCUUGGAAGAAAACCUGCUGAUCAUGAAGAGGAUCUUAGAGGAACCACAGCUUGGGGUUAAAAGCUCAGCAAACGAAAAAGCGGUGCGGUUUUACAGCUCUUGCAUGAACACAGAACAGAUUGAUGCUGAAGGUGCUCAGCCUUUGAAGGAGCUUGUGAAUGAGGUUGGUGGCUGGAACAUCACAGGCCCCUGGAAAGAGACAGAUUUUAACCAGACUCUUCAGAUACUCAUGGAAAAGUACAAUACCUUUCCUUUCUUCAAAGCUUAUGUGGGACCCAUUUUCUCUGAUCCAAGCACCAAUAUUAUCCAGAUUGACCAUCCGGAGUUUGAGUUGCCACUGGAAGCUAACUUCAGGAAACCAGUAACUUAUCCUGAGGUCCUGCGUUCCUAUUAUUUGUACCUCCUGAAGCUAGGAAAGCUGAUGGGAGGACAUCCAGAUGUCACUUCCACCUACAUAUCCUUGGCAUUCUCCUUUAUUUCUAACCUCCAGAAGGCAGUUACACCCUUGAAGACACGACAGGAAAAGAAGAUGUUAUUUUACCGUACCACCAUCAGAGAAUUGCAGGAAAAGGCUCCUGCAAUUGAUUGGCUGUCGUGCCUCAGGGCUGCUUUCUAUCCUGUACAGCUGAACAUCUCCCAGCCAAUUGUUGCGCAUGACAUGGAUUAUUUGAAAGGAAUGUCACAGCUGAUUGAACAGUGGCAGCAGAAAAGAGAUGUACUACAGAUCUACAUGAUACUCUGCCUGGUUAGAAAUCUGUCCCCGGCUCUAAGUAGGCAAUUCCAAGAAGCUCGCCAGGUACUGGCAGACAUCCUAGAGAGAGGAACAAGAGACUCAGAAAUGGUAAGAACUGAGCGUUGGAGAAAAUGCUUGAGUGAAACCGGCACAUUCUUUGGCCCUGUACUUGGGAGGAUGGUAGUGCAGAAGAUCUUCCCCCAGAAGGCCAAGGAUCUCGCUGAGAAGAUAUUCUCUGAGAUCCGAGAUACUAUCCACAACCACCUGGAUCACGUGGAAUGGAUGAGCCACCAGUCCCACCAAGAGGCCAAGGACAAACUGCAUAGUCUCCAAGUGGAGAUUGGUUACCCAGAAAACAUCCUCCAAACAGAUGAAGUAGAAGAUGAGUUUCUAGAGCUGGAGAUUCAAGAAGAUAAAUUUUUCUAUAAUGUGCUUGCUUGCCUGAAGUCUCUGCGGAAGAGGAUUUUGCUGAGGCUCAUUAAUCCCCAUCUACAGGAUGAAUGGGAAGUGGCCCCUUGGUCCGUACAUUCAUACUACUCGCUGCGGCGUCAUGCUGUUGUUUUCCCUGCUGGAAUGUUCCGCAACCCCUUCUUCAAUAUUGCAUUUCCCAGUGCUGUAAACUUUGGAGCGAUGGGUUUUUUCAUGGCACAUGAGCUGCUGCACUCCUUCUAUGAAUAUGUGUUGCCGAAGAACUGUUCUGUGUGCGAUGUGAGAACCCUGCCACAAGGCAUAAGCUGUCUUGUGAAACAGUUUGAGAGCUAUUCCCUGAAGGGCUACAGCAUCAACAGCACCUUCACCCUCCUGGAGAAUGCAGCUGACACCGGGGGACUUGCCAUCGCUUACCAGGCCUAUAAGAACUGGCAUGCAAAGCACAGAGGGGUAAAGGAGCUACCUUGGCCUGGGCUGUCACAUCGGCAACUCUUCUUCAUCAGCUUUGCCCAUGCAAUGUGUGGGCGCCAAAGCCUUGAGGGAUUGCAAGCCUUCGUGCACAGGGACCCACACAGCCCCCCGCCACUCCGUGUCCUCGGGUCCUUAAGAAACAGCCAGGAUUUCGCCAGGAACUUCCACUGUUCGAGUAAAUCUUCAAUGAAUCCUGUUCUAAAGUGUCGCAUCUGGUAAAACCACCUGAAGAGCACGCGUGGGACAGAGAGAGAAUGAAACAGUGGGGUAAUGCGGAUUGAGGGGCUUUAGCCAUGCUUCUUGCACAUGCUUCUUCCGUUCCUUCCCUUGGCAAGUCCUGCCUUUCCUUCCCUUCUUCCACCCAGAUGGUCAAGGUGGAAGAAAGUCCCAUCUCUCUGGUAAGAGGAAAGCCGAGAAGAUACAGAGAAGAUACUGCACUGCAGAGAUCUUUACAUCUUAACCUGGCCUUGUGGCCAACUUCAAUCGGGGUACGAAAGAUCAAGGGAUGAAUUUCUGGUUACUGGGUUUGGUGCUUCUGUUCUGAUCAGAGCUGAAACUGACAGCAAGAGACUUCUUGACAGCUAUAACAUGCAGUGAUGAGACACUAACAGACAAUGAAUGCCAAAGCAUGGUUGGUAUUAACUACAGAAUCACAACUAGAAUUGGGGUGUUAAACUUGUUGCUAGGUUGGCCCACUUUAUAAUGAAGCUGAGGGUUCAUACAGCUGAAGGAUCCUCCAUGACCAAAAAGAAAAAAGGAAUCCUUUCACAUAGAAAAUUAGAUUAUUACAUUGCACCUGUAGCCUGCCCUCCUUCACAGCAACAACCCUGUGGGGUAGGUUAGGCUGAGAGGCAGUGACUGGCCCAAAGUCACCCGGGAGGCUUUAAGGCUGAGUGGGGCUAAAACCCAGUUAUCCUGAGUCCCAGAGCAGCCCUCUUAACCACACUGACUCUCUAGAUGACAGGAAAAGAGUCCUGUCCUAUUUUGCCUUCCAUAUAUUAUUCAAGUUCGGGAAAAAUGUAUUCCAUGUUGUGAGGCCCCACCCGAAGUCUGAGGUGGCUGUGUUGAUUUCAGACUCAGGUUGUUUAUCUCUGUUGGAAAGAGGCCAUUAUUUGAUCUUCAGAUGCCCAAAGGGAAACUAAAGUUUAAAGCCCAUCUGCUUUGUUUUCUGCUCCUCAGCUUCAUAAGUCCUUUUCUGCUUCAAGACAAAAUAGUGGCCAUAGCUGUGGCUUUUCCAGUUUAAAGAUCACACCAAACCAUAGUUUGCACACACCAUGAUUUGAAAAUACAUUUCAAAUCAUGAUUUCUGAUCUGGUUUGCUGACUGAUCGCAAGCCAUGGUUUCUUAGUUUCAGCAGCAUACCAGACCAAUUAAAUUAUAGUUUCGCGUGAUAACAAGAGUUUAUCAUAAAUGAAUGUACAUUUUUUGCUAAAGAGGGGGGUUCUUUAUUUCAUAGAAUUCAUAUCAUGUAAUUCCAAGAUUAGUUUUGUGUAACCUGCGCCCCCGCCCCCGCAAGUCAAUAGCAAAGUGAUUGUGCUUUCUUCCUCUUUCCAUCAUCUGGAGACCUAACCCACAAGUGGCCUCAAGGCUCCAUCCAGCCUUCAAUGCAUACUUAACCUGGGCUGUGUUGAAACUCUGUCAGAUUUGAUGCAAGAUGUGGUUGAUGAAACUGCUCACAGUUUCUCUUAUAGGGAUAGUAUUUUUUAAUAUUUCAUAUACAUCCAGUCUCAAGUACAUUCUGGAAAAAGAUGCAGAGCAACUGCUAAUGGUUUCUCAAGGAGGUCUUUCAGGAAGCACAUUCUCUCUUCCUUUCUGCAGUCAAACAAGUUUUCCCAUGCAAGCUCAAUACAUAGAAGGGACUUAGUGUUAGGCCAGGCCAAGUGUUUGUGGAGGUAGGGUGGAGAUGGGCAUAGUGGCAUCUGGUGAAGGUGGAGGAUCGAAGCUAGAGACUCAGGGAGAGAGUCUGACUUUGCCUGGUGCCACAAGGGUGAAACUUGAUGGACACAUUGAGGAAGUAAAUAGCAAUUUUCUCAAACCCUUGAUUUGGCUUUUCACACAAAGAUUUUGAUGGUGAAAGACCCUGAGAAGAGGCCAAAGUCCUGAGUGUCCAGUUUAUCUCGCGAUCUUGCAACCAUAUUAGUAUAUGUGAAGAACAGUUGCCUCAAAGAACAACUGAGCUCUGCUGCUACAUGAUGUUCUUUGAUCUCCAACUAGUUUAGUUAGUUGAAAGUCCACUGCAAGAAAUCAGAAGCCAUCCUGAAAUUAAGCCACAGUUUAGUAUAUAUAAUGAGAGUGCUCUGAUCAAGAGAAGAAAAGUUCAAAACUUUGCUGAAGAAAAAUCUUUUCUAUCCUCUGCUACAGGACAGGUGAAAGAGAAGAGAGAUCGCUAUUCAUAUUCUUUAUUAUUUUAAUCUUGCCACAUCAGAAUGGGUGCUGAUUGGCUGCUUUCCUCCAAAAUAAAGUGGCAAGAGUGAGAAUACUUUUUAAAAACCACAUGAGUUUUUUCUACUGUUGUACAUGCUACCCACCCAAAUAUACAAUACAGUGAUUUCAGGAGGACAACCAAUGAAGAUGGUUCUGGCAUCACCUUUUAUUAGACAAAACUUUGAGUUUAAAAUACAUCCAAACUUUUUUUCAGAUCUGCAUCUCAAUGUUUUCUUGAAAACAGUAUAAUUAAGCAAAAGUGCUAAACAGAGCACUGCACAACUCAAGGACACAGCCCAAAGAGUCUUUUGCUGAGCAAGGGUGUAUAACUGUUGAGUAUAUUACCAUCACCAGAAUGUACAUUCCACCAUUCGAUCAGUAAAAUUUGCAGCUGGUCAGAGCAUUGAUUCUUCUCGUUGCUCUUCAGCUGCAGAGAUUGGAACAUAUCCCUUACAUGUCACAGGCACAGUCCACUGGGAAUUUCUCCUGCAGAAACCAUAUAGAAAGAAACAGGAGCUGUACAAAAGCACCGUUGUGCUUUUCUGAAGUUUUGCUUGUUUUAAAGCACGAUCCUAUGGCAGGGGGCAUAGGUGUAUCUGAAGCCCAAGCCCCAAGAUCAUUCAGUCUAGAAGCUGGGACUCUGAAGGGUGAGCCCAUGACCUAUCCUCCUUGCAGUGAGCAUGGAAAGAAUCACAGCUACUGCCUUCACCAAGGUCACAAAUGUACUUAAGGGGAGAGGAAGAGGUGUAGAGGUGAGAAGCCUGGGACUAAGGACUUAUGCCAAUUUCUGUCAGUAUUCCAGCCUUCUCCCCCCUCUCUCUCCCUGGCUAUCUAGAUAAAAAGCAGGACACAAGCCAAGAGAGAGGCAGGGACUGCUGCCACCACACCUCAUUUGGGGCAUAAAGAGGGCAUGCAAGCUUCUGAGUUUGGAGGGUUAUGUGGGUCAAGGAUGGGGGUGAUAGAACUGCACCUUUAGUGGGUUUGCGCAAAUGAAUUUCCCCAUGUAGUGUGCCACUUAUUUAUCAAUUUGACUGCAACCUGUGCAGUGAAGACUUUGUCCAACUCCCUUAAAGAACAAUUGUACUUUUUAAAAUUUCUGCUUUUAAAAGACAUAAAACUAGGUUAUAAUUGAUAGUGUUCAUUGAUACCAUCUUUAUGCCACUGUGACUAGCACAAUUAAUGAAAUGAACUAGUUUUAUCUAGUUUCUACAACAAGUGCUAAUCUUACUGUGUAACUCUGGGGCUGCUGUAAUGGCACCAUUGCAUUGUGUGCUCAUUUGUCUUUAAGGUAAAUAAAAGUCUUGAAUUUUA
Molecule: messenger RNA, 6106 nt
Organism: Varanus komodoensis (Komodo dragon)
Lineage: Eukaryota; Metazoa; Chordata; Lepidosauria; Squamata; Varanidae
Gene: KEL
Product: Kell metallo-endopeptidase (Kell blood group)
Exons: 20
Coding region: 368-2590 (740 amino acids)
Biological process (GO): protein processing
Cellular component (GO): plasma membrane
Molecular function (GO): metalloendopeptidase activity
Source: RefSeq, a predicted model, not a curated record